CUUUCUUCGAGACAGCUCUAUUCUUCAUAGCGGGACAUGUUUAACAAAAUGAACAAAUCUAAUCGAAAUUAUUCCCGUACGAUUGACCCGUCUUCAGUAUGUUCUGAGGCCUGCGUUCGCUUGGAAGAAACCUUAUCCUCGACAUCGUCCACCAGCAGUUUAAGUAAUGAAUCAUUUUGCGAGUUCGAGCAACAGAAAGAAGAAUAUUCUGACGAGAGUGAAAGCGAUUGUCUGCGUGUUAAUCACCUCCCUUCGAGUGGUCGGGAGAGCAAAAGCCUUAUUUUACAUUUUCGAAAUUACCCCGAGGGUGCGGAAUUGAAGUCCGAUGACGAAAAGUCGGAGAAGCUUUCUGAAGUUCUGGAGGAGCCAGAAGAUCGGUUCGUUUCUGAAUGGUCCAGCAAUAGUGAGGAUCACAGCAAUCCGUGCCUACGAGAGCGCAUUGAGACUCUUAAAGGAACGGUGGCCAAAUUGAGUGAUGAACUCAGUGAAGAAGUAAGACUCUGGAGGAAGGAACGCCAAGGGUUUGAACUUCUGCGAGAGAGAUCCGAUAUUUUGGUAAUGGGAGAGGUAACGGCAGCUGCACGUGAAGCUGCGGAAGCGUACGCAGCUGAAUCGCCUCUCUCGGACAAUAUCAGCGAUCUUUUCGGCAUAAAUUCCGAACACACUCUAAGUGAGUUGACGAUUCUCGAGUACGAGAAGAAACUUGCCAAAUAUCAGAAUGCCCUGGCUCAAGCACAGGCCGAGAAGCGGUAUGAAAUGCGUCGUCGACUCGUCGCUAAUGCUUACCGCCAGAAGCUCGUGGAGGUCGAGAGACUUUGCAACGAGGAGCUCGAGAGAAUACGGGAAAAUGCGAGCUCUCUUCGACCACUCAAUGAAAUGAUUUCGCGUUGGCAGGAGAAUGGAAAGAACGAGGGAAAUCGUGGCGACCAUAUGCUCGUACCGAAAAUUCAUCCUACUUUAUUGUCUCCUGCGGAAGACGAAAUCUAUAGGAAAGACGACGUCGGAGAGCGAGAAGAGAGUAAAAAUUCUCACAGUGGCGAUUUUUUUAAUCUUCAAAAGGCUAACCAUUUUUCUUGGGGCACCUUAUCCAUUUUCCAUUCCGGCCUUUGAUUUAUCCAUCACCGUUACAAAAUUUGAUAUACUAAAUUCCUUAAAAAUUUUGUAUGAAUCGUAACAUGAUUGAAAUAAGAACAAUAGGAGUAAUACGUUUAUCUAGUAUUCAUAUUCUACAAAUAUUUGCUUGGAUAGAGAUGCAACGGCGUCGAUCAAUGAAAUGUGGACGAACGUUCGCUUCUUUGUGUUAUUCUUCAUUAUUCAACAAUUGAGAA
This is a messenger RNA of Cephus cinctus (wheat stem sawfly), 1328 nucleotides long. RefSeq lists its product as uncharacterized. The transcript has 3 exons. NCBI's taxonomy places the organism in Eukaryota, Metazoa, Arthropoda, Insecta, Hymenoptera, Cephidae. The coding region runs from base 37 to 1110 and encodes 357 amino acids. The record is from RefSeq and is a predicted model, not a curated record.